Molecule: messenger RNA, 384 nt
Organism: Rangifer tarandus platyrhynchus (Svalbard reindeer)
Lineage: Eukaryota; Metazoa; Chordata; Mammalia; Artiodactyla; Cervidae
Source: the annotation of a GenBank genome assembly
AUGCAGUGUGAUAACCAGCUUCCCGCCCUCUCUUGUGUGAGCGCUGCUCGCUGUGGGUGUCAGGAUGGUGACCAAAGCAUUUCUUGUCCCUUCUCUCUGAGGGCCCAGAUUUACCUGGGGGUGCCCCUGCUCCUUACUGAAAGGAGUUGGGUCCUUCGUUUCUGCCACCCUUUGAGCACAGGAGGGCCCCGCCGCCCCGGGAGAAGACACUUCGUCCCGCUCACCUUCCUGGCAGGCCCCAGCAGGCUGGGGCUUGAGCUCCUGGCCCCAGGGGGGCUCAAAGAGACAGGGGCAGCCCCUGACCAAAGACAGCACGUGGCAGGCACUUUAGAGCACUCACCGCAGGUGCGGGCUCCUGCUCCGCGAUGGUGCUGCGUUGUGUAG